Molecule: messenger RNA, 627 nt
Organism: Lucilia sericata (common green bottle fly)
Lineage: Eukaryota; Metazoa; Arthropoda; Insecta; Diptera; Calliphoridae
Product: ell-associated factor Eaf-like
Exons: 1
Coding region: 37-561 (174 amino acids)
Source: RefSeq, a predicted model, not a curated record
CAUCAGUACCCAUUGGCUUAAGGAAGAGCGGAACAGAUGCUGCGUAAUAACAACUCAAGCGCAAAUCCAAGUGCAAACACGACUUUAAGCUCAAGCUCAUGCACUACAAACAGCAGCAUCUUUUCUGGUGCCAAUCACCACUUGCAACAAAAUCAAAAUGAAGCAACAUCACCAGCAACAUCGACAUCACUCCAGCCCCAGCCACAUCAUCAGCAGCAUUUACAGAAUACCCAACAAUCAACAGCAGCCUCCUCCUCAGCGGCGGUUAACUUUUACAACCAAAAACUCAAAGCGGCGGCAUAUUUAAACAGCAAAAUGGUCGCUGCUCAUCACCACCAUCAUCACCAAAACUUGCUGCAAAGCCAAUUGACCCCAAGUGAUUUACAAGAGGAUUCGUCCAAUAUUACAAGCGAUCUUAAUGAUGACCAUCUGCAACAAGUCCACCAACAGCAGCAACUCUACAACAACUACCAACAGUAUGCUGCAGCUGCCUCUUCCUAUCGCAAUUGGAACCAUACGUUGAGUUUAAAUGGUGCGGCGGCAUUACAAAAUCUACUAUAGCAGUAACCGACGAACAGACAUCCCAAAUUGACCACGUCGGUUUUUCUCCACCUAAUUACGUUCAAA